Messenger RNA from Zootoca vivipara (common lizard), 6093 nucleotides. NCBI's taxonomy places the organism in Eukaryota, Metazoa, Chordata, Lepidosauria, Squamata, Lacertidae. The record is from RefSeq and is a predicted model, not a curated record.
GCGAGGGCAGGCUAUGGCAGGGGGCUGAACUAGGUGUCCUUGCGGGGUACCAGCUCUGCUAUUUCUCUGAGUCUGGCGGUGGUGCACUCUCUUCCCUGUAGGUUAGUAAGCAGAGGCGGGGGGGGGGCGUCUGCAGAAGGAUGCUCCUUGCACGAGGGGGUUGGACUAGAUGACCCCUGGGGGUCCCUUCCCGAGGAGCCCGAAGAGCUUUCGCAGCCAGGUGUCAGAGGCUCGUCCAGACCCAAGGAAAGUAUCGCCCUCCCUCCGUCCACUUGCACAGGGAGUGGUUGCAGCCAAGGCACCAUCGAAAGGGCUGCUCUGCUGCUAUUCUGAGUUGCAAAGGAAAGGAUCUCCCCCUCCCCCCUCCUCCUCUUAGAUCUCUCUGGCAUUUUGGAUUCUGGGAAGGCGACUCCUGCUUCUUGCAGAGCCUUUUUCCUCCCAUCUCCACCUCCCGUUCCUGGCCAAGGGAGGGAGCAGCUCAGAGCCCCCCCCCCGGCUGUGCGCGAUGCCCGGGGCUCCUCCGGGACUCCUGCUUUGCAGAGGGACGGAGGGGUGAGCUUGCUCCGCUCGGCAUUGCAAGGGUUAAAAGGAGCGGAGCUGGAUUCCUAGAGAGGAGAGGAAAUGAAGGAGGGGCCAGGUCCCGUCCCCCCAGAGCCAAACCUUCUCCCUCCACCCCCCCCUCCACUCCCUGCAUAGGGAAAGGUCUGGCUCUGGUCUCUCUCUGCAAAUGCUGCCUCGGUGGCCCCACCUGGGAUCUGGAUUUGGUAGCACCUUUCAUAAGGACACACAGAACUUGGCAGAAGACCAAGGAUUCCUUCCAAUCUCUUGGAGGCUUCCUAAGAGCCCAGAUGGAUGAGCAAGACUCAGCUGGCCCAGAAGUAGGAAGAGGCCAUGCCAUCAACACUGGGAGCAGUGGGGGAUUCUGGGAAAACUCUCUGCAGAAGAUCGUGAGUGAGAAGGAUACCCUCUGCUCAGAUGUGUGGAACCAGCAUUUCAGGGAGUUCUGCUACCAGGAGGUCGAAGGACCCAGAGAGAUUUGCAGCCGCCUCCACCACCUUUGCCAUCAGUGGCUGAAGCCAGAAAGGCAUACAAAAGCUGAGAUGCUGGACCUGGUGAUCUUGGAGCAGUUCCUGGCUGUCCUUCCACCGGAGCUGGGGAGCUGGGUGAGGGAAUGUGGAGCAGAGACCAGUUCCCAGGCGGUGGCCCUGGCUGAAGGUUUCCUCCUGAGUCAGGAAAUGGAGAGACAGCAGGCAGAGCAGCAGGGAAAGGAUCCAUUUGCAGAGAUGGGCCCGGAUUCCUCUGAGGCAAAGAGGACUCUGUUGGACACCAGAGAGAGGUCCCCAGGUGACAGAAGGAUGCUGGCAAGACCUCCUCACCUGCCUUUCCAUGGAGGUGGAGCAGAAGCCGUGGCUGUGGAACCAGAUCAGGGUUCAGUUUGCUUUGAAGAUGUAGCUCUCUAUUUCACAGACGAGGAAUGGGCAUUGCUGGAUCCUGACCAGAGAGCUCUGCAUAAGGAAGUCAUGAAGGAGAAUCGUGGGAUCCUGGACUCUCUCAGUGGUAAUGAAUUGGAAAUUAGGAACAAGAGAGAACAGGACAAAUUCCACACAGUGAAAAAACCCUAUCGAUUUUUGGAGUGCGGAGAGAGUUUCAGGCAGAGCUCCCAUUCCUCUUCCCAUCAAAGAAAUCCCAUUGGACAGAAACCAUAUCAGUGCUUGGAAUGUGGAAAGAGCUUCAGUCGGAGGGAAAGUCUCACUUCCCAUCUAAGAAAUCAUACAGGGGAUAAACCGUAUCAGUGUUUGGAAUGUGGAAAGAGCUUCAACCAGAAGAAAAAUCUCAUUUCCCAUCAAAUAAUUCAUACAAGAGAGAAACCAUAUCAGUGUUUGGAAUGUGGAAAGAGCUUCAGUCGGAAAGAAAGUCUCAAUUCCCACCAAAGAACUCAUACAGGGGAGGAACCAUAUCGGUGCAUGGAAUGUGGAAAAAGCUUCACCUGGAAAGAAAGUCUCAAUUCCCAUCAAAGACUUCAUAGUGGGGAGGAACCAUUUAAAUGCUUGGAAUGUGGAAACAGCUUCAGUUGUAAGAGAAAUCUCACUUUCCAUCAAACAAUUCAUACAGGGGAGAAGCCGUAUCAGUGCUUGGAAUGUGGGAACACCUUCACCCAGAAGUUAAGUCUCAUCUCCCACCAUCUAAUUCAUACAGGAGAGAGACCGUAUCAGUGCUUGGAAUGUGGGAAAAGUUUCAAUAAGAGGGGCAAUCUCACAGCCCAUCAAAGAAUUCAUACAAGGGGGAAACCAUAUCAGUGCUUGGAAUGUGGAAGGAGCUUCAGCCGGAACUCCAAUCUCACCACCCAUCAAAUAAUUCAUACAGGGGAGAAACCGUAUCAGUGCUUGGAAUGUGGAAAGAGAUUCACCCAUAAGAAAAUUCUCACUUGCCAUCAAAGAAUUCACACCGGGGAGAAUCCAUACCAGUGCUUGGAACGUGGAAAGAGAUUCAUUCAGAGGGAAAGUCUCGCUUCCCAUCUAAGAAAUCACACAGGGGAUAAACCGUAUCAGUGUUUGGAAUGUGGAAAGAGCUUCCGUAAGAGCUGCCAUCUCACAGCCCAUCAAAGAAUUCAUACAGGGGAAAAACCAUAUCAGUGCUUGGAAUGUGGAAAGAGCUUCAGUCGGAAAAAUGGUCUCAAUUCCCACCAAAGAACUCAUACAGGGGAGGAACCCUAUCGGUGCAUGGAAUGUGGAAAAAGCUUCACCUGGAAAGAAAGUCUCAAAUCCCAUCAAAGACUUCAUAGUGGGGAGGAACCAUUUAAAUGCUUGGAAUGUGGAAAGAGCUUCACACGGAAGGGCAGUCUUGCUUCCCAUCAAAGAAUUCAUAGUGGGGAGAAACCGUAUCAGUGCUUGGAAUGCGGAAAGAGUUUCAAUAAGACGGGCAAUCUCACGGCCCACCAAAGAAUUCAUACAAGGGAGAAACCAUAGUAGUGCUUGGAAUAGGGCAAGAGCUUCAGGAAGCACCAAUCUCACUGCCCACCCAAGAACUCAGGAAACCCUUUAUCAAUGGCUGUGUAUGAAUUUAAUUUUUGGAGGCUUUAGUAUGUGGAUGAGGAUUGCAAUGGAGAAGACCCUCCGACCCUCCGUGCCCAAUAUUUCUUCAAGGUGCAAGUCGCUGUACGAGGUGUUGAAUACCUUUUCCUCGUCACAUCUGGGGAGACGGUUAGGAGCAAUUUGGCAACACUGACGAGGCAGCCAUCAAUGCUGAUCUCUUCUCUGAAGACGUUGACAAGUAAUUUGUGCUUCAAGAGCCUCCAAGUUGCAAUUUUGUGCUGCUGUUGACUGCGACUGUCGCCUUUGCGUGUCCAGGAUGGGGUCGUCAUUAAGCUCUUCCUGGCAUCUGCUAAGCACACACAGAAAAUAAGAAUUCAUACAGGGGGGGAACCAUGUCAGUGCUUGGAAUGUGGGAAGAGAUUCAUUCAGAGCGCAAGUCUCAGGUCCCAUCAAAGAAUUCAUACUGGAGAGAAACCAUUUCAAUGCUUGAAAUGUGGAAAGAGCUUCAGUCAAAGGGCUGCUCUCAUUGCCCGUCAAAUAACUCACAGUGGGGAGAAACCAUAUCAGUGCACAGAAUGUGGAAAAAGCUUCAUUAGGAAGGAUGGUCUCAUUUCCCAUCAAAGAAUUCAUACAGGGGAGAAACCAUAUCAGUACAUGGAAUGUGGAAAGAGCUUCAUUCAGAGUUCCAAUCUCACUUCCCAUCAAAUGACUCACAGUGGCGAAAAACCAUUUAAAUGCUUGGAAUGUGGAAAAAGCUUCAAUUCCAAGAGAAAUCUCGCUUCCCAUCAAAGAAUCCAUAUGGUGGAGAAACCAUAUCUUUGCUUGGAAUGUGGAAAGGGUUUCAGUCGUCAUGCCAAUCUAAUGUUCCAUCAAAGAACUCACAGCGGAGAGAAUCAAAGUGUUAUGAUUCUAUGAUUUCUCUACACUAAGGGCGGAAAUUGGGGAAAGCCUUCCCAUUGUGUUUUUGCUUACAAAUCCUGUCUUAAGGGUGUAUUUGUGUAUGGAUAGUGACCUGGAUUCAGGAACUAAAGUAUUUACCAUCACAAAAGAAUAGCCAGGCUGCCCAGCUGAAGCAAUCAGUGACCAUUAUCAGGUAUCCUGACAGGCAGGAUUUCUGCUGUAGACCGCCUUCUGUGAUUUAUGUAUGAUGUUUUUGGGGUGGUCUUGGGCAAUUUCAAAGGUCUAUAUAAGGGCUUGGGCACCAUUUUUCAGAGUUCUCCCUCCUUCUGGUGAGUGGGGAUCCUGUUGCAACAAUUCCUUUAAUAAAAAUCAGGCUGACUAGCCGCUUUGUGGUUGGCCUCUGUUAUUUUCUCCUACCACACCUACCACUUAAGGACUCUAUAUGGGCUCUUGGAUACCCCAUAAGGGAAAAUGAGCCGUUUUCCCUUAUAACAGCUGCGAGAGAGCUCUGCCUGGAGAGCUGCUGCCAGUCAGUGCAGGCAAUACACUGUCUGCAGUCUCGCUUCCUAAAACCACACAGAACACAUGGGAGCUCUGAAUCUGCCUGGAGCUGCUCCUCUUCUGGGCGGCUCUUCUGUCAAUGCCCACAAAGGCCUCUUGGGUCCAGUCCAAAGGAUGCCAGACUCGGUGCCAGGCAUGUUUCCAAGGGGAGAAUGUGCACAGUCGUGGCCCUGGCAGCCCUGGCAGGACCCACAGCCUCUGAGCUUGGAGGGGAAGAAGAUAAGAUAAGAAGAACCUGCUGGAUCCGGCCAACGCUCCUGUGAGAACAGGAUGCUGGACUCAAUGGGCCCCUGGCUUCAUCCAGUAUGCUCUUCUGAGAAAAGGUAAAGGACCCCUGGAUGGUUAAGUCCAGUCAAAGGUGACGAUGGGGUUGUGGCGCUCAUCUUGCUUUUCAGGCCGAAGGAGAUGGCGUUUGUCCGCAGACAGCUUUCCAGGUCAUGUGGCCACCAUGACUAAACCGCUUCUGGCGCAAUGGAACAGCGUGACGGAAACCAAAGCGCACGGAAACGCCGUUUACCUUCCUGCCGCAGAGAUGCCUGUUUAUCUACUUGCACUGGUGUGCUUUAAACUGCUAGGUUGGCAGGAGCUGGGGCAGAGCAACCCUGUUGCAGGGAUUCGAACCGCCGACCUUCUGAUUGGCAAGCCCAAGAAGCUCAGUGGUUUAGACCACAGCGCCACCCGCAGCACCACAACUAAUCCCCUCGCAGACAUCCCUGCCUGCCAUCAGCUGCAGGGCUGGCUGGGGCAAAGAACUUUCCUUUUCUGAAACUCCCGGGUGGUCCUGGUGUGACUCCCGCAGGGCUGAAUGGCCAAGGAUGCUGCCGAGCAGCCAGACAGCCAUCUCCAUGCAGAGCAUUUGGGGCUGCUGCCUCUCUUAAUAAUAAUAAUAAUAAUUUAUUAUUUAUACCCCGCCCAUCUGGCCGGGUUCCCCCAGCCACUCUGGGCGGCUUCCAAAAAAACAGAAAUUCUAAAAUACAGAAAUCCAUCAAACAUUAAAAGCUUCCCUAAACAGGGCUGCCUUGAGAUGCCUUCUAAAGGUCUGGUAAUUGUUCUCUUUGACCUCUAGUGGGAGGGCAUUCCACAGGGUGGGUGCCACUACCGAGAAGGCCCUCUGCCUGGUUCCCUGUAACUUGGCUUCUCGUAAUGAGGGAACCGCCAGAAGGCCCUCGGAGCUGGACCUCAGUGUACGGGCAGAACGAUGGGGGUGGAGACGCUCCUUCAGGUAUACCGGACCGAGGCCAUUUAGGGCUUUAAAGGUCAACACCAACACUUUGAAUUGUGCUCGGAAACGUACUGGGAGCCAAUGUAGGUCUUUUAGGACCGGUGUUAUGUGAUCUCGGCGGCCGCUCCCAGUCACCAGUCUAGCUGCCGCAUUCUGGAUUAGUUGUAGUUUCCGGGUCACCUUCAAAGGUAGCCCCACGUAGAGCGCAUUGCAGUAGUCCAAGCGAGAGAUAACUAGAGCAUGCACCACUCUGGAGAGACAGUCACUGGGCAGGUAAGGACUUGCAAAAUUGCCUUCCUUCUUCAAUCUGCUUCCUUCUCAGCCCAGAUAGUUUUGGCCUCUUCCCUGUUCCUACCACCGGGGAGGAGUUUAGCAUAU